This is a messenger RNA of Mytilus californianus (California mussel), 708 nucleotides long. RefSeq lists its product as uncharacterized. Bases 56 to 598 code for a protein of 180 amino acids. The transcript is spliced from 5 exons. The record is from RefSeq and is a predicted model, not a curated record. Lineage: Eukaryota; Metazoa; Mollusca; Bivalvia; Mytilida; Mytilidae.
CCGCGAAGUUCAAAUCAAACAACACUCAACUCAUUCUAGAAUAGAAAUAACAGAUAUGGCUAUUCUACGAAUUUUGGGGAUUGUGUUAUGUUUUUCUGCUGUUGUCAACUGUCAGAUUUGUGCAUCGGAGGCGAAAACUGAAGAUCCAUUCCAAGGAAAAAUAGAAGAUGAAAGGGGCUAUCCAAAAGCUGAAAUAGAAAGUGCAUAUGAGAAGUUAGACCGGGACACAAAAACACAGAUCAGAAAUGAUGCUGCUGAAAUGGCAACGUUGAGUAAACUGGACUUCCUCCCUGUUUCGUUUUUGUCAUCUUCCCUCUGCCCCCACAAAUUUGUCACAGUCUAUCCAAGAGGAUGGCAUUUCCUAAGCAGUAGUUUAGGAAAGUGUUGGAUUCUCAAUAAUUGGUGGAAUACUCCUCUUUCGUACGCUGUUUGCGCGACAAAAUCAUGUCAAGACCUACCUUGUUCUGCUAAAAACUACCGUUGUACACCCUCGAACCACAAGGGUUACGUAGCUUGGACCUAUUGUCCAGGAAAAGGAUUCAGUCGCAGAUGGUUUACAUUGCCUCAGUGUUGUGAAUGUCAAAGAUUUAAAUGUUGAGAGAAAGAGAGAAAGAGAGAGAGACCCAGAACAUUUUUGAUCAAACAAAAUAUAAUCCUGUAUUAAAUACGAAUAUUGGACUGAAAAUUAAAUCUUGAUAUAAUUUGGAA